AUUUCGUCAACAAAUUGAGACAGGUGAUUAGAAAAUGAGCGUAAAGAGUGUUCCGAUGCGACCACAACAAUGUUCGCGCGUGUAUAUAAUACUUCCAUCCAUUUUCUACUGCUUAUUCCCUUUACUUAUUAAUACAUAUUGUACGUACCGUGAAUGUAAACGACAUGUACGUGACUGUGCGCGGUUACUAUAGCAACCAGUAAAACACGACGCCGCCGGAGGACAACAUGUCAACACAAGUGAACGAGAGGGAAGAUGAGGACUUUAAAGAGGAGGCGAGGGUGUCUUCCGUCUUCUCUUCUGCCGAAGCGUUCAGACAAGAACCGUCCGACAACAUUCCAGAGACAGUGGACGACUUUCUCAGGAACUUCCUGCGGAGACUCGGCAUGAGUCGGACUCUGGACUCGUUCGAGGCGGAAUGGUACGGCUUCGCUCACAAAGUCCUGACGGGUCCCUUAAUCAGCGCACCUGCGGCGCCGGGCGUCCUCGUCCUGCCCGACGCCGCCACGCACCAGCGGCUGCUCCGCUCCGAACUGGACAAGGUCCUCGGUGAGACCGACGCCUUGAAACAAGAAGUGCUGUCCGCGGGGGACAAGCUGGUGAGGGUGCAGCGGGACCGGGACCUGCACCUUCUGCACCGCCGCCGCUUCGUGGACGACAAAAAGCGUCUGCUGGAGGACAUCAAGCGGCUGAAGAAGCGUUUGGAGUCCUACGAGCCGGCGCUGAGGCGUCUGGACGACAAGUACCAAGCCACCAUGAGGCAGAAGAUGCUGCUCAGCCUGGAGAGCCAGCGAGUUCUGAACGCCUCAGAGCCAACUAGUCUGGACAGAACCAAGUCGGAAAAGACCAGCGACCUUUGGCGGAGCAGCAUCACACGCCAGAGCCUCCCUGAGGCUCCUGUCUGCCAGAACCUUCCACUCACGCAUGAGCAACGUCAACCCAAAGAAGACAAAACAAUUUCAAACUUCAACCUGUUCUGUUCCAUCAAAGCUCACCUUCUUCCUAUCAGCUGCAUCAGUCUGCAUCCUCACAGGAACUACCUGGCCUCUGCUGGGGAUGACUGCAGCUGGAAACUGUGGGCGCUGCCCACCAGCACAGAAAAGGUGGGCCAAUUGGUGCUGACAGGUGAGGGACACUCUGAUUGGCUGUCAGGCUGCAGCUUCCACCCAGGAGGAGGUAAACUGGCAACCACCAGCGGUGACACCACAGUGAGACUGUGGGACUUCUCCUGCGGCCGUUGCGUGUUGACGCUGUCAGGUCACAGCAAUCCCACCUGGGGCUGCUCCUUCCACUCGUGCGGUCACCUCCUGGCCUCCUGCUCCUCCGACAAAACCGCCAAGCUGUGGGACCUGAACAGCCAGAGUUGCCGCCUCACCCUGCGCCGCCACAGCGCCUCCGUCAACAGCGUCUGCUGCCUGCGCGCGUCCAACUCUGUCCUCACGUCCUCGGCGGACAGGACGUUGGGCCUGUGGGACAUCAGGCUGGGAGUGUGCGCCGCCUCCUUCCUCGGACACCAGCAUCCCUGCAACCACGCCAUCUUCGGCCUGGCCGGGGAAGUGGUGGCGUCCUGCGACACGCGUGGGACAGUCAACGUGUGGGACAUCAGGAGACACACGUCGCCCGUGCACACUAUAGACGCCGGGCCGCCGAGCGCCAACCAGGUGGCUUUGAGUCCGUCGGGGAAGAUGUUGGCGGUGGCGAGCAGUGACGGUUUGGUCCGGCUGGUGGACGUGGAUUCUUGCACAGUCAGCAACUUGUCAGGACACAGGGGCAGCGUCAACACUAUCACCUUUGACCACAAGGGGGAGACUGUCAUGUCAGCAGGGAGUGAUGGUCUCAUUAACAUCUACAUAUGACAAAGGGGGCUUCACGGUGGCAGAGGGGUUAGUGCGUCUGCCUCACAAUACGAAGGUCCUGCAGUCCUGGGUUCAAAUCCAGGCUCGGGAUCUCUCUGUGUGGAGUUUGCAUGUUAUCCCCGUGAAUGCGUGGGUUCCCUCCGGGUACUCCGGCUUCCUCCCACUUCCAAAGACAUGCACCUGGGGAUAGGUUGAUUGGCAACACUAAAUUGGCCCUAGUGUGUGAAUGUGAGUGUGAAUGUUGUCUGUCUAUCUGUGUUGGCCCUGCGAUAAGGGGGGCGAUUUGUCCAGGGUGUACCCUGCCUUCCGCUUGAUUGUAGCUGAGAUAGGCGCCAGCGCCCCCCGCGACCCCAAAAGGGAAUAAGCGGUAGAAAAUGGAUGAAUGGAUAUGACAAAGGGGGCCGUGUGUUUCCCACCUAGGCCUCUCCAUAUAACAUCAGGUAUGUCCCCACAUGGCCAUCGCUGGGGAAAUACUGCACAGAAACAACCUUGCACACUACUAGAGGAGAGCAAGACAAACAAUUCUUCCACAACUUUAUCACUUUUGGGAAAAAGAAGAUGGUUUGGGGCAGUUGGGAGAGUGGCUGUGCCAGCAACCUGAGGGUUCCUGGUUCAAUCCCCAUCUUCUACCAACCUUGUUGUGUCCUGAGCAAGACGCUUCACCCUUGCUCCUGAUGGGUACUGGUUUGCGCCUUGCAUUGCAGCUCCCGCCAUCAGUGUGUGAAUGUAUGUGUGAAUGGGUGAAUGUGGAAAUAGUGUCAAAGUGCUCUGAGUACCUUGAUAGUAGAAAAGUGCGAUACAACUAUAACCCAUUUAAGAGCAAAACACACUUAUCUGAAUGUGAUGUUAGCGAUACCAAAAAAAUACAUGAAAUAUGAACCAUGUAACAUGUUUUAGUAGUAUGGAUGAGUUUAAUAUUUAUAAUAAUCUGUGUGAAUGUUGUCUGUCUUUCUGUGUUGGCCCUGCGAUGAGGUGGCGACUUGUCCAGGGUGUACCCUACCCCACCUUCUGCCUGAAUGCAGCUGAAAUAGGCUCUAGCACCCCCCGCGACCCUGAAAGGGACAAGUGGUAGAAAAUGGAUAUAUAUAUAUAUAUAUAUAUAUAUAUAUAUAUUAUAGUUGGGCAGCAUGGUGGAAGAGGGGUUAGUGCGUCUGCCUCACAAUACGAAGGUUUUGAGUAGUCCUGGGUUCAAUCCCGAGCUCGGGAUCUUUCUGUGUGGAGUUUGCACGUUCUCGCCGUGAAUGCGUGGGUUCCCUCCGGGUACUCCGGCUUCCUCCCACUUCCAAAGACAUGCACCUGGGGAUAAGUUGAUUGGCAACACUAAAUUGGUCCUACUGUGUGAAUGUGAGUGUGAAUGUUGUCUGUCUAUCUGUGUUGACCCUGUGAUGAGUUGGCGACUUGUCCAGGUUGUAACCCGCCUUCCGCCCGAUUGUAGCUGAGAUAGGUACCUCCGCAAUCCAAAGGGAAUGAGCAGUAAAAAACGGAUGGAUGGAUGGAUAUAUAUAGUUAUAUAAAGAAUAUAUGUAUGUAUAUAUACAUACAUGUAUGUAUGUAUAUAUGUAUAUAUAUAUAUAUA
This is a messenger RNA of Nerophis ophidion (straightnose pipefish), 3432 nucleotides long. Its product is annotated as sperm-associated antigen 16 protein. The transcript has 3 exons. The record is from RefSeq and is a predicted model, not a curated record. NCBI's taxonomy places the organism in Eukaryota, Metazoa, Chordata, Actinopteri, Syngnathiformes, Syngnathidae. The coding region runs from base 228 to 1856 and encodes 542 amino acids. Gene Ontology annotation, molecular function: protein binding.